GCAGGCGGAAAUUUUUGAAGAAAUUUAUCAAGUUGAUGAAUCAAACUCUGAAGGAUUCAGAUGAAAUCAAGAUGCAGAGUUGUCUGAGAAAGACUUUAGAUCCAAUAUACAAUCCUUUGAGAAUUUAUACAACUGGAGCAAUUGUAUCAGUAAUUUUUUGGACUGGAUUACCUAUUGUGGGUAUAAUGGAAAAGGAUAAAUUUUCGUACGUCGAUUAUCGAGUACCCAUUUAUUUGCCAGAAGCACCUUUCUCGAGGAUCCCUUUUGCCUGCGGUGUUCUAUUUGAAAUGAUCGGCAGCGGAUUUACAAUCGCCAAAAAGACUGGUAUCGAUGUUUACAUGAUGCAUAUGAUCACGCUACUAACUUCCGAGUACCGAUACAUCAGCGCUGAGUUGGAGAACAUAUUUGGUCAAAAUCGGACGACAGAAGAGGCAGAUCAUGAAAUAAAUAUCAAAAAAAUUGUCGAGGAAAAUGAGAACAAGGAAAGGAUACACAACCAAGAAACGAUACGAAAUAAUUUGAAAAGACUGAUUCAACAUCAUGGUGUUGUGACGCAAGCUGGUCAGAUGUUAAAAAGUCUACUAUCAUUAAAUGUUGCUGUGACUUAUUGCAACUGCAUUUUUCGAUUUUGUUUCUUGGCUUUCAUGAUGUUAACUAUUCCAUCAACUUAUUUCGAUAAAUGCUUGCUAGCAAUAUACACUAGUGGCUCUUUGAUUCAGGUUUACAUGCUGUGUUUCAGUGUACAAGCAUUAUUAGAAGCGAGUACUUCGAUCACUGAUGAAGCUUUUUAUAAACAAUGGUACAAUUGUGAUUUGUGGUCUCAACGAACUUUUGCCAAAAUAAUGAUUUCCAAAAAAUUCGAGUGCAGGCUUACUGCAUUUGGAACAAUAGACUUGACUAUAAAGACCUUCACAAUGAUACUAAGGCAAUCGUAUUCAGCCUGUUUGUUUCUUCUGAAAUUGAACUCAUGAUGUGGAUUCUAUGUUCAAGAUGAUUAUAAGAAUCUAUUAUUUUAUUAGGGAAAGUAAUCUAUUCAUGUAUCUAACUGCAAUAUUUUGGCUCUAAUAUAUUUAGUGCGAAGUUUAUUUUCUUCAAGAGGAACUUUACAUAUUCUAAGAUAUUGUGAAUAAGUGAGAAGAAUGUUAAUUGCGAAUGAUUUUGAUUUAUAAAUUUCCUUUUUUACUUUGUGGGGUUUUGAAAAUUAUAGUUCUGAAUUAUGUAAGUACAUUAAUUAUAAGGUUACGAAUUUUUAAAAUUACAUUUUUUCUGAAAAAAAAGAUCUUCUCCUGUAGCUCCGCUGAGAAUCGAACCGCAGAACUUCCGAUUGCCGGUCGAGUAGUUUCCCCUUAAACUACUAGAAUCAAAAUCUGUCAACGUUCUCAUCCAACUUAUUUGUUAGCUGAUACACACAAUUGUGAAAACCAAAUUAUCCUUAGUAGUAUUAAAACACUAUACUUAUCAACAUGUGAAAUAUCCGUUCUCAAAAUCGAUUAUUUAGUUUUUAUUAGUUUAGCUGAAAGUCAAGGAUAUAUUAUAGUUCCUGAAAAAUCUAUAG
Messenger RNA from Belonocnema kinseyi, 1555 nucleotides. Its product is annotated as odorant receptor 67c-like. Gene Ontology annotation, cellular component: plasma membrane. Gene Ontology annotation, molecular function: odorant binding; olfactory receptor activity. Gene Ontology annotation, biological process: detection of chemical stimulus involved in sensory perception of smell; sensory perception of smell. The coding region runs from base 36 to 971 and encodes 311 amino acids. The record is from RefSeq and is a predicted model, not a curated record. Lineage: Eukaryota; Metazoa; Arthropoda; Insecta; Hymenoptera; Cynipidae. The transcript is spliced from 6 exons.